Molecule: messenger RNA, 444 nt
Organism: Phragmites australis (common reed)
Lineage: Eukaryota; Viridiplantae; Streptophyta; Magnoliopsida; Poales; Poaceae
Exons: 1
Coding region: 1-444 (147 amino acids)
Source: RefSeq, a predicted model, not a curated record
AUGGGGCACUACCUCGGCGACGGCAUUUACCCCGAAUGGGCCACCAUAGUGAAGGCAAUUUCAGCACCAAGAGGCAACAAGAGUGUCCAUUUCUCCGCCAUGCAAGUAGCUAUCCGCAAGGAUGUGGAACGUGCAUUUGGUGUCUUGCAGUCGAGGUUUGCCAUAAUCCGCAGACCUGCUAGAGUUUGGGAUCAAAGCACACUGCAGAACAUAAUGACAACAUGUGUCAUUAUGCACAACAUGAUAAUUGAGGACGAAAAUGGCAGCGCUUCAACCGAGCAGGUGUUCAACUAUAUGGGGGAGAUAGCGACAGUGCAUCGAGAUCCAGGCCAAGCAAUCCUGCAUUAUGUCGAAGCCACUGAAGCCAUCAGGAACCGUGCAAUGCACCACAAACUACGUGAAGGCCUUGUUGACCACCUCUGGAGUCUACAUGGAGCACAUUAG